AUGCCAUACAACUGCUAUUCUGGAAACUUCUCUUGCCGCUCCUUUGGGGGCUACCUGCGUUACCCAAGGUCUUCUUGUGGCUCUUUCUACCCAAGCAAUUUGUUCUGCAGCACAGGCCUCCAGUCUCCCAGCACCUGCCAGCUGGGCUCCACGCUCUUCAGCGGCUGUCAGGAAUCCCACUAUGAACCCGCCAGCUACCAGACGUCCUAUGCUGUGUCCAGCCCCUGCCAGACUUCCUGUUACCGCCCGAGGACCUCCACCAUCUGCAGUCCCUGCAGGACGAGUUACACGGGGUCUCAUGGUAUUGGAUCCAGCAGCUGCUACUCCCUGGGCCGUAGAUCGAGAAGCUCCUAUUCCUCAGGCUGUGGACGCAGUGGCUUCAGACCUCUGGGUUAUGGAGCCAUUGGCUUCCCUUCCCUAGGUUAUGGAUCCGGGUGCUACCACCCAUUCUACUCAGGCUCUAGGACCUGCCAAUCUUCUUUCAGACCAACCUGUUGGUCUGGGUCUGGGGUCUACUGA
Molecule: messenger RNA, 519 nt
Organism: Ochotona princeps (American pika)
Lineage: Eukaryota; Metazoa; Chordata; Mammalia; Lagomorpha; Ochotonidae
Product: keratin-associated protein 13-1-like
Exons: 2
Coding region: 1-519 (172 amino acids)
Source: RefSeq, a predicted model, not a curated record